Molecule: messenger RNA, 1639 nt
Organism: Dendrobium catenatum
Lineage: Eukaryota; Viridiplantae; Streptophyta; Magnoliopsida; Asparagales; Orchidaceae
Product: zinc finger protein STOP1 homolog
Exons: 2
Coding region: 159-1595 (478 amino acids)
Biological process (GO): response to aluminum ion; response to acidic pH
Source: RefSeq, a predicted model, not a curated record
AUAGUCUAAGCUUCUUCGCCGUUCUAGUCCGUAAGCAAAAUCGGGUUGAGGUCGAAGAAAAUAGCGAGAUUGAUCUUGAUCUAAAUCCCUUUACUGUUCUCGAAGAUUACUGCUAGUCGGUGGAGAUCUCUCAAUUGAUCCCUGAUUCUUCGAAUUUGAUGCUCUAUCCUUUCAAAGCUCACACUCGUGGGAUGAACUUCAGUUCUGAGUCUGCUGAAAUGGAGCAAAAGUCGCGGCCUUUCGAAAUUUCAGCCAGCUCCUGUUCUGCUGACAAUUCAUCAAUACACCUUAAUGCGAAUGAGUUGUUCAACCAAAUGAGGUCAAAAGGAUUCAAUUUCAACUUUGACGCUCAGGGUUCUCAGUGCGGAACUUGUCCCAUUAACCAGAUUGUUAAGGAUACGAAUGUUAAUUUGGAUGUCAAGUCUAUGCUCAACAAUCUUUCUUUCCUUGAACAAAAGAUCCACAACAUUCAGGACAUCAUCCAUUCGAUUGUUAGCCAGAAAAGCACUACAUCUUCUCUCCCAAAUGAAUUUUCUGUUCGGCAGCAACUUGUAACUACUGAUCUUGCUUCAAUCAUAGUUGACUUAAUCUCGACAGCGGGAAACCUUCUUCCAACUAUUAAAAACAACCUCUUAUCAUCCAAUCCUCCUCCCAAUCAAUUUUGCAGUAGCUUUGAUUCCUUAACUAACAUGGAGGCUGAUGCUCCUUUGCCCAAACAUGAACUGAUGAAAAUUCAAGAUGAUAGGAGUGAAAUGAAUGAGAAUGUCCACAUUGAAGACCAUGAUAUGAAGGAAAGCGAAGAUGGAGCGGAGGUGGACAAUCUUUUAUUAGGAUCUUAUGAAGUAUUACAGUUGGAAAAGGAAGAGAUUUUGGCACCGCACACCCACUUUUGCAGAAUAUGUGGAAAGGGCUUUAAGAGAGAUGCAAACUUGAGAAUGCAUAUGAGAGGUCAUGGCGAUGAGUACAAGACCCCAGCUGCUCUUGCCAAGCCAAGCUACAGCUCCGAGCCUGCACUUAUCAAGAGGUACUCUUGUCCCUUUGUUGGGUGCAAGAGGAACAAGGAGCAUAAAGGUUUUCAACCAUUAAAGACACUUCUAUGUGUUAAAAACCACUAUAAGAGGACUCACUGUGACAAAAGCUUCAUAUGCAGUAAAUGCAAUUUGAAAAAGUUCUCUGUUCUAGCUGAUCUUAAAACUCAUGAGAAGCAUUGUGGUCGUGAUAAGUGGCUUUGCUCUUGUGGAACAACUUUUUCAAGGAAGGACAAGUUAUUUGGGCAUAUAGCUUUGUUCCAAGGCCAUUCUCCUGCACUCCCUACUGAUCAUGUAAAUGACAAUGGUGUAGGAGUUAGAAUAGAUGGUAAUGGAUAUGACUCUUCUACGAACUCUUCAAAUGAUGACAAGGAUACCAAAUUGUUUGAUGAUGGCCAUGAUUAUCUAUCAACUCUGAGGUUUGAGCCGUAUGAGUAUGGGAUUAGUGAUGAAUUCAUGAAAGCAACAUUUGGUCUUACGGAGUAUUCAUCAAUCAUGUAUCCUUCCGGACUUUCUGAUUUUGGUCUAAAGAAGGAAGAUACUUCCGGUUCCAUUUGUAUGUUGUAAAACCAUUCAUUAACGGAUAUUACAUUUUCACCAGAAUAGUACAU